AUGACGAAUUUUGUUGGGCGAGGGGCGGCGGGCCGUGUGAACGCGGCUCGGUUGUACGCCUUCAACAAGACGCUCAAAAAGGACGCACUGCGGGAGCGCACCUACUGGGAAGAGAACAAGGACACGCACCCCGUUAACCGCUGGUCCUACCGCCGUUGGAAGGAGCGCAGUGAGGAACUGUCCAUGUUCGAGGACAAGCUGAGCAAGGUGCCGGUGGAUCAGAAGUUCAAAAUCAAGAAGCUUCUCACCGUCGCCAACAUUUCAAUCAUCGGCCCCAUUGUCUUGGUUGUGUACUUCACAUUUUGCUACUUUCGAUACCGCUGGUGGGGCAUUACGCCGGUGGACGGCGCUAGCGCCAUCGCACGCGGCAUUCAGAACCUUCCGCGGCCACCAGGCUACUGA
This is a messenger RNA of Leishmania braziliensis MHOM/BR/75/M2904, 402 nucleotides long. RefSeq lists its product as hypothetical. The record is from RefSeq and is a predicted model, not a curated record. NCBI's taxonomy places the organism in Eukaryota, Euglenozoa, Kinetoplastea, Trypanosomatida, Trypanosomatidae. The transcript has a single exon. The coding region runs from base 1 to 402 and encodes 133 amino acids.